UCCUCUUCCAUUUCUUCAAUCCUCCCUCGGCUCUCCAGCGUCUACUCUCCGUGGUACGUCUUUGUCCCAAUUGCUCAGUCAGACUUCCCCGCGCGGCACAGCUUUUCCGUCACCUCUCAUCCUCCUCUCCCCUUCAUCUCACAAUGUCUGCUGCCAACGGCACCAACGGCGUCCACGCCGAGCUUUCCAGCUGGAAGCACUACAACGAGGGAUCUUUCCUCUUCACCUCCGAGUCCGUCGGCGAGGGCCACCCCGACAAGAUCGCUGAUCAGGUUUCGGACGCCAUUCUCGAUGCCUGCUUGCGGGAGGACCCCCUCUCCAAGGUUGCUUGCGAGACCGCCACCAAGACCGGUAUGAUCAUGGUCUUUGGCGAGAUCACCACCAAGGCCAAGCUCGACUACCAGAAGGUCGUCCGUGAGGCCAUCAAGGACAUCGGCUACGAUGACUCCGAGAAGGGCUUCGACUACAAGACCUGCAACCUGCUCGUCGCCAUUGAGCAACAGUCCCCCGAUAUCGCUCAGGGUCUUCACUACGAUGAGGCCCUUGAGAAGCUCGGUGCCGGUGACCAGGGUAUCAUGUUCGGCUAUGCCACCGACGAGACCCCUGAGCUCUUCCCCCUGACCCUCCUCUUCGCCCACAAGCUCAACGCUGCCAUGUCCGCUGCCCGCCGCGACGGCUCCCUCCCCUGGCUCCGACCCGACACCAAGACCCAGGUCACCAUCGAGUACCGCCACGACAACGGCGCUGUCAUUCCCCAGCGCGUCCACACCGUCGUCGUCUCUGCCCAGCACUCUCCCGAUAUCACCACCGAGGCUCUCCGAAAGGAGAUCAAGGAGAAGAUCAUCAAGCAGGUCAUCCCCGCCAAGUACCUUGAUGACAACACCAUCUACCACAUUCAACCCUCUGGCCUCUUCAUCAUUGGUGGUCCCCAGGGUGAUGCCGGUCUGACCGGCCGCAAGAUCAUUGUCGACACCUACGGUGGCUGGGGUGCCCACGGUGGUGGUGCCUUCUCCGGCAAGGACUUCUCCAAGGUCGACCGAUCUGCCGCCUACGUUGGCCGAUGGAUCGCCAAGUCUCUGGUCAACGCUGGCCUCUGCCGACGUGCCCUUGUCCAGCUCUCUUACGCCAUUGGUGUCGCUGAGCCCCUCUCCAUCUACGUCGACUCUUACGGCACCUCAGAGAAGACCUCCGAGGAGCUUGUCCAGAUCAUCCGGGACAACUUUGACCUCCGACCUGGUGUCAUUGUCCGGGAGCUCAACCUGGACCAGCCCAUCUACCUCCAGACUGCCAAGAACGGUCACUUCGGUACCAACCAGAGCUUCAGCUGGGAGCAGCCCAAGGAGCUCAAGUUCUAAGCCAUUUACCUCGCGAAGUUUCGUGAAGGAAAGAGAGUAUUCAACAGCUCUCUGCAUAUAUUCAUCCCAGAUGUUUAAUCAGUCCAUUUGAUUUGGCAACUCAAGGCGGCGUACGGUUCUCAACGAAACCUUUGUAUCUCCCACCGGAAGGGAGGGCGGGCGGUUUCCGGCUUCUGUUUUGUUCUGUUUUUUCCAAAAAAACCAAUAUUUAUUUUGGUUCCACGGCUGCGGGAAAUUUCUUUCGCGAUAUACCAGGCAUGGAGUGGGCGUCUUUCAACAAAGACAUUUUAGGGCAAACCUGCAUUUGUGAGGCGAAGCAAAAAAGUCAAAGACUUGCAUUACGACGAUACCCUGACGACAAAGGGGAUGACAAAAAAGAGACACGACACAUACUUAUGAACGUGGCGCUUGACGGGGAAACAAAAGAACUUCAACAUCUUUUCUUUCCUGGAUCUCUAGCCGAGCUUUUGCAGUAAGCGGGCGAGAGCUGAGAUAUGGCGGUGGAUAGAUCGACAUAUCCGAUCUUGGGUUACGCAUGAGAAGGAAGGGCGACAGUUAGAUGCGUCCUGUGGCUGCUGUAGUAGAUGGCAGCCAGAACCAUGAAAUGAAAGAAAACAAGUUCACGGUCAUUCUUGAUAGUCUUGAUCUUUG
Molecule: messenger RNA, 2006 nt
Organism: Fusarium vanettenii 77-13-4
Lineage: Eukaryota; Fungi; Ascomycota; Sordariomycetes; Hypocreales; Nectriaceae
Exons: 4
Coding region: 144-1355 (403 amino acids)
Biological process (GO): S-adenosylmethionine biosynthetic process
Cellular component (GO): cytosol
Molecular function (GO): methionine adenosyltransferase activity; ATP binding
Source: RefSeq, a predicted model, not a curated record